CUGCGCGGAGAUACUUAUAUGGGACGGGUCUCCUAGCAUUGCCAACAACUAAGGCGGUUCACGAAUAAUGAAGACUCUCUGUGUUAUCGGCAUCUUUGCAACGUUCGUGUCCUUGACGUACGCUGCCCCGUAUGAACCGUUCUAUGGCCUGAUAAGAGGUUGCGCCAAGAGAAAUCGCUUUAGCAACGAAACGGGAUGCAUGUACUACUGUGAGAAGGCUAGCAACGGCCAAUGGAAAUAUAACAUCUUCCGAGACGGACUCCCCUGUAACUACGAAGGCACAGGAGAUGGAGAAUGUUACGAAGGACUCUGCUACAUAAAAGGCACUGCUCCCAAGAGGAACGCUAAAGCUGGUGGCAAAGGCAACUUACAACCUCAUGAAACGGCGGAUGAGGAGGUCCAAGAAGGACAACCUGAAGGUGAGGAAGCAGGAACAGGUGGUGCUGCUACUGCUGCUCCUGAUGAAGAGGAAACAAAGAAGGAAGGUGGUGAAGGUGCGAAGGAAGAGGUGACAAGUACACCUGAGGGAGGUGAAGAGUCGACCACGAACGAAAACGGGGGAAGGGAAGAGGCCGAAGAAGAAGAAAACAAAGGUGCCGAAGAGGCAAAAGAAAAGGGUGAAGAGGAAGCGGAGGAAGAAGCAGGAACCGAAGAAAAGGAAGAGGAGGAUGAAGAAGAAAACGGACAAGAGGAAAAGGAAGAAGCAGGAGGAGGAAACGGACAAAACGAAGUUGAGGAUGAAGAAGAAAACGGAGAAAACGAAGAUGAGGAUGAAAAAGAAAACGGACAAGAGGAAAAGGAAGAAGCAGGAGGAGGAAACGGACAAAACGAAGAUGAUGAUGAAGAAGAAAACGGAGAAAACGAAGAUGAGGAUGAAAAAGAAAACGGAGAAGAGAAAGAAGAGGAAGAAGAAGAAAACGGAGAAAAGAAAGAUGAGGGAGAAGAAGAAAACGGAGAAAAGAAAGAAGAAGCAGAAGAAGAAGAAGAAGAAGAAGGGGAAGAAGAAGAAGAAAACGGAGAAAAGAAAGAAGAGAAAGAAGAAGAAAACGGAGGAGAGGACAAGGCGAAAGAACAAACUGACGGUGAGGAGGAGGAUAACGAAGAAGGCGAUGGAGAAACUGUUACAGAAGCCGAUGAAGGAGAAGGUGAAAGUGACGAGAGUACAGAAGAUGAUAGAAAUGAAGAGCGAUAAAAAAAUCGAGGCUCUUAACACGUUGACAAAUAAAAUCGUCUUAGACGCAACCGAAUAAAUGUGUGUUCGUUUCGA
Messenger RNA from Ornithodoros turicata, 1267 nucleotides. RefSeq lists its product as uncharacterized. The transcript is spliced from 4 exons. The record is from RefSeq and is a predicted model, not a curated record. Lineage: Eukaryota; Metazoa; Arthropoda; Arachnida; Ixodida; Argasidae. Bases 68 to 1192 code for a protein of 374 amino acids.